AAUUCGCUCCAAGCGAGGACCCGUUCGAAUUUCACAACAAUUUACAAGGUCUCGGAUGCAAAAGCUCCCGAUCCCUCUAGAAUCUACAUCAAUAGGAUCACCGAGGAACCGACCUGCCGGCGAAGCGGGAGGGAGGCGAUGGCGGCGGCGGCGCUGCUGAAGUCGCUGCGGAGCGAGGCCGUCUCCAGCGGCCCCAGGCUCAGGCACCUCCCGUCGCUCAGGAGGACCUUCUCGCUGUACGACCAGAUCAACCUCAUCGACAGCGUCCCCGAAGACCAGCUACGUUUCCAAACGUAUGAUGACACUGGAUUCAAGAUUAACAACAUAAAGUACGAAGGCAGCUUGCUGAUAGUAGAAAACAGGAUCAUGACAUGGGCACCCAAAACUUUUGCGGAGAUAACUGCUGAAAGUUUAUCGAUCUUCAAAGUUGUGCACCCUAUCGCAGAGAUCUUGAUUCUUGGUUGUGGAAGACACAUUCAGCCGGUCAGUCCCGAGCUGCGGAAGUUCAUUCGGUCAACUGGAAUGAAACUGGAAGCAGUCGAUUCGAGGAACGCGGUUUCGACCUAUAAUAUUCUGAAUGAAGAGGGCAGACCGGUGGCAGCUGCGGUUCUUCCACACGGAGUCACUUGUUAAUGUUUUACUACCUUGUAGGCAGUGAUCAUGAGUUUUAUCUUUUUUCGAAUCGAUACCAGAAUGAGCUGAAAUGUCGUGUGUAUGUGCGGAAAAUCUGUUACAUCGACAAUAUUGUCUAGGAAACGCCACCUUGGUUUCGUCAGUCGCAUGUUCGCUUGCUGUAAUCGCGGGCAAACAAAAGAUUCACACAUCUAGUAUACACCAAAAUAGGGAUGGUGCCUGUCGUUUUUC
This is a messenger RNA of Phragmites australis (common reed), 864 nucleotides long. RefSeq lists its product as uncharacterized. The transcript has 6 exons. Gene Ontology annotation, biological process: mitochondrial respiratory chain complex I assembly. Gene Ontology annotation, cellular component: mitochondrial inner membrane. Lineage: Eukaryota; Viridiplantae; Streptophyta; Magnoliopsida; Poales; Poaceae. The annotation marks the transcript as partial. The record is from RefSeq and is a predicted model, not a curated record.